AUGCUUCCAAGUUUGCGCAGAAAGUGGGAGGUGCUGAUUUGUGUCCUCGCUGCUCAAAAGCUGUAUAUGCUGCUGAAAAGGUGA
Staurois parvus is the source of this 84-nucleotide messenger RNA. NCBI's taxonomy places the organism in Eukaryota, Metazoa, Chordata, Amphibia, Anura, Ranidae. The record is from the annotation of a GenBank genome assembly.